Molecule: messenger RNA, 700 nt
Organism: Coccinella septempunctata (seven-spotted ladybird)
Lineage: Eukaryota; Metazoa; Arthropoda; Insecta; Coleoptera; Coccinellidae
Exons: 4
Coding region: 128-535 (135 amino acids)
Cellular component (GO): membrane
Source: RefSeq, a predicted model, not a curated record
AGACACCUAUGAUAUUACGCUUAUGAUGAGCAAUCAUUAGAUAAGAUUACAAUAAAUAUUACUGGCGACUGCGAACGUGUAGUUUCAGUCAAUUUUUUUUCGUGACUUUGUCGUUCCAUAAUUCGAAAUGGCUAUCAGAACAGAAUUCCUCAGAUCUUUCCCAGGAAUGCUCAAGGUUCUGGAAAUCGUUUUCAGCGUUGUAGGUCUUGUAUUGUACCUUAUCGAUACGGACUAUUUUGCUGUACGGUCAGAGUAUUUCAUAGGUGUAUUAGUUGCCAUGAUAGUGGCCAUAAUAAUAACUCUCUUCUAUAUCAUUGGAAUAUCCGAAGCCCUUGGUUCAUUCAUGGGAUUGCAGACCUAUUUCCACUUGAUAUGGAUGCUGUACAUGACAGGGAUCUCGUCGAUUGUUCUCAAUGGCGCCAGCUCAAAUUUCGAAGCUGUUUGUGCAGGGAUAUUUGGACUGAUCUUAGCUGUGACAUAUCUGGUUGAUGGACUUCACGGAUACAGAACCAGUCCUCCAAUGCCUUUUUCUUAGUUGGAAGAAAAACAUCCUCAGCUAAUUAAUUUCUAUUUUGUAUUUGAUUUUUUCACCAUCAUAUUGUUCCUUCAUUUGAAACCUUUAUUUGAAGAUGUAGUUUUACUCCUUACCAGCAAUAUAUUGACAUUUUAGGGUUCCAAAACUAUCACGAUUAAAUAGAAU